ACUUUUUUUUCCCCCUCUGUCUUCGGUUUGCUGCACUCUGACACAGUCCAACCUGCAAGCACCGAGGGCAAACGUAUUCGCUCGGCCACGCGAACUAACCGAGGAUUUACUCGAAAAGCAGAAGCAAACGUUUGUAUCGAUGAGCAGCUGAGAAGAAGGAGCAGCUGUUGCCGACAGAGUGUAGUGGAGUAGAGCCAGAGCAGAGCGUCAUCAUUCUGCAUUUUGCAUUCUUGGGGGUGGGGGAAUAAGAGAGAGGACAGUUAGAGCAGUGAUGGUGGUAGGGAUCUAUAUUUAGCCAGUCGUGACCCCCUCACAUCACGACAGCUGUCCCUCCUCUUCGUCUCGCCAUACAGUGUCAGGAAUAGAGAAGUUCAGUUAACGUGGGAUCUCGCUUCUCUCUCUGUGCCGGCUUUUUUUUUUUUGAGCUUGUAUUCUGGACUGUACUAAAAUACAGAAGGUAGGAGAGUCACACUGUCACAGAGGAAGCAGCACAGAGGAGCCGAGGUUGAGUAUCUCGUCUUUCCUCCGGUGCUGCGCGGAGGUUCUUACUUGAAGCUCGGUCCAAGGUUGACGCCUGCAAUACCAGAAUCUGUUCAGAUUCUUUCACAUAUCAGCUCUCCCUGCCAUUCAUCCCCUGCUCCUCCUUAGCCGGCCCAGCCCAUGAACGCAGCGUCACCACCAUGGCUUUCUCAUCACGCUUUUCCUUCUGGGAGCAAAAGGUUAAAGAAGAGACCAAGCCAGCACCCAAGAGUUUGAGUUCAGAUAGUAAUGGCAGUCUCAGUAGUCGAUCCCAGUCAGUACCCAGUCUGGAGCCUGCUAAAGUCCUGCUGCGUACCAAGAGCCCCCAGCCGGCUCGAGAUCCUCCAGGAAAUGCCCAGCCCCAGCUUCGGGAACGUUUCAAGAGUCCUUCACCCACAAGGAACAGGUUUUCUAUCAUCAAGAAAGCAGAACCAUCCAAAGUCCAUGAGCGCUUCAAAAGCCCUGAGCCCCGUCCGGAUUUACAGAGUUAUGGGCCUAUCCUGAAUGGAGAUAGCAAGACCAGUGGUCCUUUAGCAAGCAACACCACAACCCCAGUUAGUGUCAGUCAGCCAGAGAUGACAGAGGACCCUGAUGGUGUAACUCACAAGAAGGUUGUGAAGGUGGUGAAGAGAUUUGUGAGGAAGGUAGAACCUGCGGAUGAGAACACUGCUUCUUCUUUUUACAAAACUCCUGCUGAGCCUCCAAAAUCUGCCUCUGAGCCACCCAAACCCUCACCAGCACCCGUGAUACCCCAAUCUGCCCCUGAGCCACCCAAAUCUAUGCCAGCAUCUGUGCCCAAGGUCAUGAAGGUGCCCAUGUUCUCCUUUAAACAUGACACCAUAAAGAAGGAGGAGAAAGAUGACAUAUCCUCAGGACUAGCCAGCCUGAUGAGCCGAGGCAGGACCAGGGAUCUGCGACCUCGUCCCUGUAAGGAGAUGUCUACAGAAAAACAAGAGCACAAGAAGGAGGAGAACACUGAGAACAAAGGAAGCUCAGCAACAGGGAAGAGUGAGCAGAAACCAGAAGCUAGUCAGAGUGAGCUGAAACCAGAAGCCAGAGAGAAUACGCAUUCAAAGCCAGAGGAAAAGACUUUAGCACCUUCUCCUCCUACAUCUCCUGCUACUUCCUCUCCAGUUAAGUCCCCUGUCUCCUCACCACCUGGAUUCAAUCCAGCUCCAAAGGGAGUACCUAUGCCAAAGCCUUCCCCCAUGGUUCCUCUGGCUGGUUUUAUUCCCAAAACUACUGAAUUCCUUAAAACCACAAAAGUUUCUGCACAACCAGCAUCCAUUCCAGAUCCUAAAACUGCACCAGUUGUGCCCAAGCCAGCACCUGCAACUUCCAAAGCACCUCCAGUUCAUACUCCUGUCAAAUCCACCAUUAACUCGUGUCCUGAACCAUUAGCCACAUCGCCUGGAUUCACCCCAACUCCCAAACAACCGACUACAAAGAGCCUUAAGGAGAGCCCUCCACUAAGCCCAACUGAAGCAGCUCAAAGACGAUUGGAGCAGAUCUUCUUUGCAUUUCUGGAGCCAGCGCAAAGUGCGCCUGUGUCUACAUCCACUCAGGUCCAGGGCCAGCCUGAGAAAUCAGCCUCAUCUCUCAGCCUCGCUGCAGUGUGUUCUCGCGCGGUCUGCUUCAGUGGACAGGUGGAAGACGAUCCCGUGGCUAUCCUGCAGGCGGCCCACGCUGCUGCGGCACAGCCUAAGGUGAAGACCGAGGAGCAGAUAGCUGCAGAGCAGGCAUGGUAUGGCUCGGAGAAAGUGUGGCUGGUCCACAAGGAUGGCUUCUCAUUGGCCACUUUGCUGAAGACGGAGGCGGGCAGCAUGCCAGAGGGGAAGGUGAAGAUCAAACUGGAGCAUGACGGGACAGUACUGGACGUGGAUGAGGAUGAUGUGGAGAAGUCCAACCCUCCAUCUUUUGACCGCUCUGAGGACUUGGCGACUCUGCUCUACCUGAACGAGUCGAGUGUGAUGCACUGUCUGCGGCAGCGCUACGGAGGAAACCUCAUCCACACUUACACUGGGCCCAGCAUGGUGGUCAUCAACCCCAUCAGCGCUCCUUCCAUGUACUCUGAGAAGGUGAUGCACAUGUUUAAAGGCUGCAGGCGUGAGGACACGGCACCUCAUAUCUAUGCUGUGGCUCAGUCAGCCUACCGGAACCUUCUGACCACACGGCAGGACCAAUCCAUCGUUCUGCUUGGCAGAAGUGGCAGUGGCAAGACCACCAACUGCCAGCACCUGGUGCAGUACCUGCUCUCCAUCGCUGGCAGCACCGGCAAGAUCUUUUCAGCGGAGAAAUGGCAGGCAGUCUACACCAUCCUGGAGGCUUUUGGGAACUGUGCUACCUCCAUGAAUUCAAAUGCAAGCCGCUUCUCACAGAUUGUCUCUCUGGACUUUGACCAAGCCGGCCAGGUGGCCUCUGCCUCCAUCCAGACUAUGCUGCUGGAGAAACUGAGGGUGGCCAAGAGGCCGGAGGCUGAGUCCGCUUAUAAUGUCUUUUAUUACAUGAUGGCUGGGGCAGACAACACUCUCAGGACCGAGCUUCAUUUUAACCACUUUGCUGAGAACAACACCUUUGGAAUUAUGCCUCAGUCAAAGUCUGAAGACAAGCAGAAGGCAGCACAACAGUUUAUUAAGCUGCAGGCAGCUAUGAAGGUGCUCGGUAUCUCUGCUGAUGAGCAGAAAGCUCUUUGGCUCAUACUGGGGGCCAUCUACCACCUGGGAGCUGCUGGAGCAACAAAAGCCGGUCGAAAACAGUUUGCACGUCACGAGUGGGCGCAGAAGGCGGCCUACCUCCUGGGCUGCACCCUUGAAGAACUUUCCUCAUCUAUCUUCAAACAUCAUCCGAAAGGAACCCUGCAGAGAUCUACCUCCUUCCGCCAGGGUCCGGAUGACAUCGGCGCUGGAGAAAGCCCAGGUACAAAGAUCACAGCUCUGGAGUGUCUGGAGGCCAUGGCUGCUGGGCUCUACACAGAACUCUUUACUCUCGUCAUCUCCCUCAUCAACCGAGCGCUGAAGUCCAGCCAGCACUCUCUCUGCUCUCUUCUAAUUGUGGACACUCCGGGUUUUCAAAACCCUCGGCUGGCUAAGCGAGGUGCCACUUUUGAGGAGCUGUGCCAUAACUAUGCCCAGGAGCGCCUGCAGGCCCUGUUCCAAGAGCGCACGUUUGUACAGGAGCUGGAGCGAUACAAGGAGGAAAACAUAGAGCUUGCAUUAGAUGACAUAGAGCCCAGUACAUCCUUAUCUGUAGCAGCUAUAGACCAGGCUUCAACCCAAGCGCUGGUGAGGACGCUGGCGAGGACUGAUGAGGCACGUGGAUUGCUGUGGCUGAUGGAGGAAGAGGCUUUGCAGCCUGGGGGCUCUGAAGAAACUCUACUGGAACGCCUUUUCAGCUAUUAUGGCCCCACAGAGGGAGAAGUCAAAGGUCAUAACCUGCUGCUGAAGAGUGAGAAACCACAUCACUUUCUGCUGGGGCAUAGUCAUGGCACAGACUGGGUGGAGUAUGAUGUUCUGGGCUGGUUGAGCCAUGCCAAGCAGAACCCAGCUUCCCAGAAUGCUGUCACUCUGUUGCAGGACUCGCAGAAGAAGAACAUCAGUGGACUGUUCAUGGGGCGUUCAGGAGGUGCCACAGUGCUUUCAGGCUCCAUUGCCGGCCUUGAAGGAGUCUCUCAGCUGGCCCUGCGUCGAGCCACCAGCAUAAGGAAGACUUUCACCACUGGCAUGGCUGCCGUCAAAAAGAAGUCCUUGUGCAUCCAGAUCAAGCUACAAGUGGAUGCUCUGAUAGACACAGUAAGGCGUUCCCGGGUGCAUUUUGUGCACUGCCUGCUGCCCAAAGCGGAGGCCCUAAGUGGAGAGCCUCGUGUUCAUGGAGAAAGCUGUGACACAGGGCUCAUGCAGCUAGAUGUGGUGCUGCUGCGUGCUCAACUACGAGGUUCCAAAUUGCUUGAUGCUCUGCGCAUAUAUCGCCAAGGUUACCCUGAUCACAUGGUGUUCUCCGAGUUCCGCCGGCGCUUCGAUGUUCUAGCACCCCACCUGACUAAAAAGCACGGACGCAACUAUAUUGUGACAGAUGAGAAAAGGGCUGUGGAAGAGCUCCUGGAGUUUCUGGAGCUGGAGAAGAGCAGCUAUCACAUGGGUUUGAGCAGGGUCUUCUUCAGGGCAGGUGUUCUGGCUAAGCUGGAGGAACAGAGGGAUCUUCAGACCAGACGCAACAUCACUCUCUUCCAGGCCACAUGCAGGGGAUACCUUGCCCGGCAAGCCUUCAAAAAGAGGAAGAUCCAAGACCUGGCUAUCCGCUGCAUCCAAAAGAACAUCAAGAAGAACCGGGGCGUGAAGGACUGGCCCUGGUGGAAGGUCUUCACUACUGUGCGGCCUCUCAUCCAAGUGCAGCUCAGCGAGGAGCAGAUCCGUGGCAAAGAUGAGGAAAUUCAGCAGCUGAAACUGAAGCUGGAGAAAGUGGAGAAGGAGAGAAAUGAACUGCGACUCAACACUGAUCGUUUAGAGAGCAGGAUCACAGAGCUGUCAUCAGAGCUCGCUGAUGAAAGGAACACGGGCGAGUCUGCCUCUCAGCUGCUCGAGUCCGAGACCUCCGAGAGACUACGAUUGGAGAAGGACAUGAAAGACCUUCAGGCCAAGUAUGACUCUAUGAAGAAGCAGAUGGAGUCUAUGGAGAUGGAGGUGAUGGAGACUCGGCUCAUACACGCCUCCGAGCUUAACGGAGAGAUGGACGAUGAUGACACAGGAGGAGAGUGGAGACUGAAAUAUGAGCGAGCGGUCCGGGAGAUCGAGUUCACCAAAAAGAGGCUGCAGCAAGAGUUUGACGACAAGCUUGAGGUGGAGCAGCAGAACAAGCGGCAGAUCGAAAGACGGCUGACAGACAUGCAGGCAGACAAUGAGGAGGUGCAGCGGGUGGCACAGCAACUGAAGAAGAAAUGCCAGAAGCUGACAGCUGAGCUCCAGGACACCAAACUCCACCUGGAAGGCCAGCAGAGUCGCAACCAUGAGCUGGAGAAGAAACAAAGGAAGUUUGACUCUGAGCAGAGUCAGGCCCAGGAGGAGGUGCAGAAAGAGAGAAGUCAGCGAGAGAAGCUGAGUCGGGAGAAAGACAUGCUGACUGGAGAAGUGUUCAGCCUUCGACAGCAACUGGAGGACAAAGAUCUGGAAAUGUGUGCUCUCAAUCUGAAGCUGGAGCAGAUGGAGGCUGAGUUGCAGGAUCUGAACUCUCAGGAAUCAAAGGAUGAAGCCUCACUAGCCAAGGUCAAAAAACAGCUUCGUGACUUGGAGGCGAAAGUCAAAGAUCAGGAGGAGGAGCUUGAUGAGCAAGCAGGCACUAUUCAAAUGUUGGAGCAGGCCAAGCUACGUCUGGAGAUGGAGAUGGAGAGGCUGAGACAAACACACUCUAAAGAGAUCGAGAGCAAAGAUGAUGAGGUGGAGGAAAUCAGACAGUCAUGUACUAAGAAGCUGAAGCAGAUGGAGGUCCAGUUGGAGGAGGAAUAUGAAGAUAAACAGAAGGUCCUUAGGGAGAGGAGAGAGCUAGAGGCCAAGCUGCUGACCGCUCAAGAGCAGGUUAGUCACAGAGAUGUAGAAACAGAAAAGCGCCUCAGGAAAGACCUGAAGCGCACCAAAGCCCUUCUGGCCGAUGCCCAGAUCAUGUUGGACCAUCUGAAGAACAAUGCACCUAGCAAGAGGGAGAUUGCCCAGCUGAAAAACCAGCUGGAGGAGUCUGAGUUCACGUGUGCUGCUGCUGUCAAAGCCCGCAAGGGCAUGGAGGUGGAAAUCGAGGACCUUCAUGUUCAGAUGGAUGAUAUCUCCAAAGCCAAGCAGGCUUUGGAGGAGCAGCUGAGCCGUGUGCAGCGGGAGAAGAAUGACCUGCAGUCGCGCAUGGAGGAAGACCAGGAGGACAUGAACGAGCUCAUGAAGAAACACAAAGCGGCUGUUGCCCAGUCCUCUCAGAGCCUGGCACAGGUCAGUGAGCUCCAGACUCAGCUAGAAGAAGCCAUGAAGGAGAAACAGGAAGUCCAGGAGAGGCUUACAGCACUGCAGAGUCAGCUGGAAUUUCAGGAACAGUCCAUGGUGGACAAAUCCCUGGUCAGCAGGCAAGAGGGUAAGAUCCGCGAGUUAGAGACCAAGCUCGAGUUUGAGAAGACGCAGGUGAAACGUCUGGAGAGUCUGGUGUCGAGGUUGAAGGAGAAUGUGGAAAAACUGACAGAGGAACGUGAUCAUCGUAGCACCAGUGAGAACCGUGAGAAGGAGCAAAACAAACGGGUGCAGCGUCAAAUCCGGGACCUCAAGGAGGAGAUGGCCGAGCUUGCCAAAAAGGAAAACGAAGCCAGCCGGAAAAAGCAUGAAUUGGAAAUGGACAUUGAGAGUUUAGAGGCUGCAAAUCAGAGUCUUCAGGCAGAUCUCAAACUGGCCUUUAAAAGGAUCGGUGACCUGCAGGCAGCUAUCGAAGAUGAGAUGGAGAGUGAUGACAACGAGGAUCUUAUCAACAGUUUACAAGACAUGGUGACUAAGUAUCAGAAACGAAAGAACCGAACUGAAGGUGACUCAGAUUCCUGCUCUGAAGUGGAGGACAGAGUUGAUGGUGUGAAGUCCUGGCUCUCCAAAAACAAAGGCUCAGCCAAGAAUCUGUCAGAUGACAACCUGAAGAGCCCAAGAUAUGCUGCAAACAGUGAUGCCAAAGAGGGGAAAGAAUGGCAAGAGAAUGGCAAAGAAGGUAAAGGUUUAGACCAGAGUAGGCCUGUGUCCGUGAUGAGUUCACUCAGUUAUAGGAAACGCUCCAACCUUAAGGGUUCCCUUGAUGGCAAAGGAGAUGAGGACUCACUCUUUAGCACCCUUAAGGAGCAGGAUGACUCUCAGGAGCUCUCAUCCUUCCGCAGAAGCAAACCCAAACAGCCCGAUGCCAGGGACUCCUACUCUGUAAACUCUUGGAUUAAGGAUGAUCUGAAUGGCAGGGGCUCAGUUAUGUCCCAGGCUUACUCAGAUGCAGCCAGCAGGGCCAGGACAGGCAUGGACAGCCGCUGGUCCGAGAUAGACAAGGGAUCGGUUGUGUCAUCCGUAGGCCCAAGCCGAGCUUCUUGGUUGGAUGACGAUGUUAAAUCCAGCGUGAGUACUGCGAGCAUGCUGAGCCGUCGCCGCAGCAUGUCUCGGCUCGAUGAGCGCCAGAGUGAGCGUGGGUCAGCAGUCAGUCCAUCCCUGAGCUGUAGAAGUCCAGGAAGUGUGAGCUGUAGAAGUCCAGGAAGUGUGAGCCAGAGAAGCCCUGGCAGUGUGAGCCGUGCCGAUUCCCGUAUGUCCUUAGCUCGCAGCUGCCGGCUCAGUGAGUUUGAUAUCGAUGAUGAUGCCAUGAGUGUGGCUUACAGUGAAUUGCACUCCAACUCCUUCAGUCCCCACCACUCCUCCAGUGGCCGCAGCAUGUCCAUGCCCCCAAGAGCAAGAACCACCGAAUCAGAUCUGCCUGAUGCCUCUGACCUUAAGCCAGUCAGUCACCGCAACUACCUCGACCCAGCUCUGGAGGCUGCCAUCAAUGAGGUGCUGAACUUCAAGCCCAUCAAGUUCAAGCGGAGCAGCCUGGAAGACUCUGAAGCCGAGACCAGCAAGCCGGACAAGCGUACGCAGGAGGAAGAUGAUGAGGUGAAGAGUGUGAGGUCUGGCAGGGACAGCCGCAGCUCCUCCAGCAUGAGACGCUCUGCUUCAGCCGUCGACUUCCAUCGCUCCAGUAGCAGCCUGAGCACCCGCAGCAGGAAGAAGAGCAAGAGCAGGAACAGGAAACGGAGGAGCCAUAGCUCUGAUUCCUCUGAGAAUGAGCGUAGAAGGAGGUCCAAGAAGAAGGGCAAAAAAAAGAAGUCAAAGAAGGAGUCAUCCUCAUCGUCCUCUUCUUCCUCUUCCUCUUCUGAGUCUAGCUCAGAGUCAGAUUCUAGCUCGGGAGCCUCCACUAUCUCAUACAGAAGUGCGAACAGCGUCAAGAGAGGUCCUGGUAGGCAGGCAUCAGCUUCUGAAGAUGAGAGAGAGCCUGGAGGCUGUUCAGAAGCAGCUCCGCCACUUAGCAAGAAAGAGGAGAAGAAAAGGAAGAAGAACGUGGAUAGUGUGAUGAUGAAGUAUCUGUACAAGCCAGACAGUGACUGAAGAUGGCACCCCCCCACCGGCCGAAGACGCUUCCGCCUCAGCAGAUCCGACGAGGAAGAAGAGGAGGAGGAGAAGGAAGAAAGGCGCACAGCCCGAAGCUCCUACCGCUGCUGAUGCACUUGGAGCAGCUACCUGAAUGUCCUGGGC
Molecule: messenger RNA, 8786 nt
Organism: Hemibagrus wyckioides
Lineage: Eukaryota; Metazoa; Chordata; Actinopteri; Siluriformes; Bagridae
Gene: myo18ab
Product: myosin XVIIIA b
Exons: 47
Coding region: 681-8639 (2652 amino acids)
Cellular component (GO): myosin complex
Molecular function (GO): cytoskeletal motor activity; protein binding; ATP binding
Source: RefSeq, a predicted model, not a curated record